AUGGCUCAAGUUGUUAUCUCACAAGCGUCACAGGUCAUUGGCGCCGAUCUCUCUCAGUCGGCCCCAACGACCUCUUUCACCAGACCGAGGCUCAAUGAUGACAUGGGCCAGUUAAGUCUUGGCCAGCAAGAGUCACUAACACAGAUGCGAAACCGAACCCAGAAAGAUCAGGACAAGGAAGAUGAGGCUGCGCGGAGAAAAGCCCUGAAGGAACUCCUUCAAAGCUGGAUGGAUCGGCUGCAACUCAUCUCUGUUCUUACGACCUUUUUCGCCGCGAUGGAGGCACAACUUUUGGGCAACACGUCUCCUACUGGCAGUGGUCCCGUGAGCAUCACAGCACAGGUAGCCAACACUGGGCUUAUAUGUGCACUCAUCGUUCAUUCUUUUGCCGCGAUGAUCUCCUUCCUUGCAGCGUUUGCACUCAUCAGGUUCAAACUCACAGAGGCCACGAAGGAAGAGUUCAGAGCUGAGAACUUCUCUGUCGCAUCACCCAACUCUGUCAAGUUGGAAACUACCACGAGCGACCAGACCCCUUCCUUGGUUAACCUUCCUCCCUCGCAGACUGAUUAUCGGCAGGAAAACCACGCAUUUCAUCCACGACCAAUCGACCGAUCUACAUCUAUACCAGAACAUAUUCGCGCUUUCAUACCACCACCACGGGUGUUCUCCACGAACCCCCAUAUCGAAUCCUUCAACUCAUUUCACAUGCGCAAGCCACCGAUGGCCCUCCUCGAACAUGCAUAUGCCCUCUCGAUAUCCAUGGCCGCUGUCGGAUUCGUGCUUGUGGUAGUUGGCAUUGUAUGUUGGGCGUGGUCGCAGCUUCCAGUGAGCGUCGCCAUAGCUUCGACUGCAGCAGUAGGCAUUUGCACGGUCGCCGGGGCGGCAAUCCUGAUUUAA
This is a messenger RNA of Heterobasidion irregulare TC 32-1, 897 nucleotides long. RefSeq lists its product as uncharacterized. The record is from RefSeq and is a predicted model, not a curated record. The coding region runs from base 1 to 897 and encodes 298 amino acids. NCBI's taxonomy places the organism in Eukaryota, Fungi, Basidiomycota, Agaricomycetes, Russulales, Bondarzewiaceae. The transcript has 6 exons.